Messenger RNA from Bemisia tabaci, 3340 nucleotides. The record is from RefSeq and is a predicted model, not a curated record. Lineage: Eukaryota; Metazoa; Arthropoda; Insecta; Hemiptera; Aleyrodidae.
AAACAGCCACUUUCGAUGAUCUGGAAAUUACACGAAAUACUAACCUCACUCUCACUCUUUCCUUUUUUUUCAAUUUAUUUCUCAGAAUCGGAGUUAUUGAGUUUUAGACAUUUUGGCAAGGUUGAUCGGUGUGUCAAAAGCGUUUCCCUUGAAUAAUUCAUGGUUUCAAUUGUAAUUGCAAAUCGGUAGUAUGGAAAGAAUAUAAUGAUGUAGCAUAUUUUAUUAAUGAAUGCCAUUAGAUCAUGCCAAGGACUAAGGAGCAGGUAAUGACAAGACCAGUUUUUUUUAAAUCUGAAUCCCAUUCUGAUCAUUCAAAAUGUGGUCACUUGUGAUUCUUCUCGUGUGAAUUUUCCUACUCUGUUCUGUGAAUCAAAUCGGAGCAACCGUCCAAAAAGGAAGCGAAAUAUGAGGAAUUAUAUGAGGGGAUUUUUGUUUAUGUCGCUUUGGCUCGGGAGCAUUCACAGUGGAUUCUUGCUCAUAUGUUGCCCAAUCGUUCCAAUAUUGCUGCUCUCUCCAAAAUUGUACCAGCGCCUCAUUGAUAUUAUUAUAUCAGCCUGGGAAAUGUAUCCAACCGCGUUAAUGCAACUGCUCAAUGGAACAAAAAUAGUCUUGUCUGGAGAUUAUAUUAGAUCGCAUGAAAAGUCUCUCUUAAUAAUGAAUCAUCGAACAAGAUGUGACUGGAAUUUCUUCUGGGCAGGCAUUUAUUAUGCAUCGCAGCCCCCAUCACACUCAUUAAAAGUGAUCUUAAAAGCCCCAAUCAGGAAUGUUCCAGGGCCCGGUUGGACUAUGCAAAUGGCUGGAUAUCUUUUCAUCCAUAGGGACUGGGCAAAGGAUCAAAAAGUGUUGGCAGAACACUUAGAUUAUUACAGAAGCAUCGGGAAUACUUUUCAACUGCUUCUUUUCCCGGAAGGAACUGAUCUUACUCCAAAGACCAUUGAAAGGAGCAACAAGUUUGCUGAUGACCAUAAUUUGCCACAUCUGACUAAAGUACUCCAUCCAAAAACAACAGGAUUCACAUUUUUGGUGAACAAAAUGAGACAAAACAAACAGCUACAUGCUCUUUACGAUAUUACAGUGGCAUACCCGCAUACCUAUCCUCAAAAUGAACUUGAUCUCUUCCGUGGAAAAUUUCCUGAAGAAGUACAUUUCCACAUACAAAGGUACUCAGAGCAAGAUCUCCCUCAAGAAGAAUCGCAGCAAGUUGAAUGGCUUAAAAAAAGUUGGAUGCAGAAAGAAGAAAGUCUAAAUCAAUUCUACUCAACCAAACAAUUCAAGGACUGUGGUUCUGUCAGCAAUAGAGUUCAAACCUUACAUAAUGCCCUGUACCUCGCAUUUUAUUUCUGGACCUCAAUCCAAGUUGUUGUUCUGUACUUAACUAUCUAUAGUAGUUUUUUCAGGUGGUAUACUGUGUUUUGCAUUUUAUCUUUUUCUGUGAUCUCAGUCUAUACAGAAGGCUUUCAGCAACUGCAGGUGAAGUAUUUCAACUAUCUCUCUCAAAAGAUUGGUUGCCUCAAACCGAAAGAUACGUAAUGGUACUCUCUGUCAAGUGAAAAGAUAUAUAUCUAUCAUGUCGAUAUUUGAUGAAAAUUACCAGGUCUGCAGAACUGCAAAAAACAUUGCACAACAUGGAAGCCCAACUCAAGAUCCAUGAGUAAAAUUGAUGGGUGGUCAAAAUUAGGAAAAAUCGGAGAAAAGAAAAUUACUACGUCUCAAGUGUCAAGAUAAAAACGAGAUUUCUUCCGUUUUUUAAUCUUGUUAUAUUUUUCGAGUUUUUACUGCUCCAAAAAUAAAAAUCUUAAAAACUUAUAUUAUUCACCCACUACAAUUAUAACUUUGACGUAUACUUUAAAAUUAAUUGUAGAAACCCCCUUUUUCAGUAGGUACAUUGGUCCGUGGUGAAUGAAAAAAGUUAGGAAUUUUGGCAUUUUGAUCUGGGCAAAGCUCGAAGUUAGUUUUUUCUCUCAAGUCAGUCAAAAAUGCAGGGUAUCACUUCUAUAGUGACAUAUUCAUGGUUUGAGAGACAAACUCGAAAACCAUGCAUUUCAACCGCAAUAUUUCAAAAUUUGUACUUAAACUUGAUUUUAUGGAAUGAAGACGGGUCAAUUUUGUUGCUUGCAUUUGCUGAGUGUGCGGAGACACCUUCCAAAGUUGCAUUGAGAUCGGGUAUUUUGGAAUUUAGCCAUUCACUUUGAGAGUUUCAACUACAAUUUGCAGUAACUGUCGGAUGUUUUCAUAAGUCAACAUUACAUAAGUGUGGCGAGCCCAACCUUUCUGUAAGUGGCAUUAUUAUUCGUGGACGAAAUAAAUGAUCAUCUUACAGUCCAAUAUUCAUCCAUCAGUGGCCUGAUUCCAUCUCAAAAUUCAGAACACUGUCGAGCACUGGCUUCGGCAAUUGGCAAUGAGUUGAAAAUAUUUUUUCCAAUUUUCAACUAAAUUUGUUUGAUGGCAAGCAAACUUUUGAUUUUAAAAUGACAAGAAAUGCUAUCAAGAAUUAACAUUCUUUAAUGGUCAGUCUGGAGGCUGACAUUUUGAUCGUUGAAAAAUCCACCUAAUCAUAAGUAUAAUCGCCAAAAUUUGACUCAUGCAUUCAACAUGAUUUGUGCAUUAAGAAUGAUUAUGUUCAAGAACUUUGUGAAAAUGUAUUAAUGGAGGAUUGUGAGGAGCAAUUUUGAAUUUCCUCUUUUAUAUGUAUACCUACUUACUUCGCACUCAUUAGUGUAGAGAAAAGAAUUUUGUAGUCGAUGUUACAAAAUUCUCUGAUAAUUCUCUGUCAUCUAUUUCAGUAGGACCCUAUAUGAUAUUGAUAGUGAAACGAUGACACUCCUUAUCUCCAUUCGAAAUAUUGUUAACUUUUCAUCUUUUAUCUAAUCAGUGAUAUUCCGCGCAGUUUUUCUUUACUAAAAUAAAAGCUAAUAUUCUCAUAAAACUGAAGUUAGUUUUUUCUCAAAGAAAUUUCUUAAAGCAAACAUUUUGGAUAUCAUAUCUUAAUAAUCAAGAUGUAGGGCUUAGUUUCAAGGUCGACUUAUUAUAGAGUGUUUGUUUUUUGUCCAACCUCACUAUUAUAUCUUAGUAGUAGGUGUUCCGCAUGAUUCUUGAUUUGGCUAUCAGUUUUUUUAGUGUGAUAAUUGGUGUUUUUCAUUCCUUCUUUUCAAGUGUUGAAUCAGGAAAUGUUUUUCUGUGUCGUAAUUAUUGAUUGAUUUUGUUUUGUUAAAUUUUUGUUCUUAUACUUUUGUUUUGUUUGGUCCUAUGCCAUGUUAUUUGUCUUAUUGUUUACAAAACUGUUACUUGGGAUUCAAUUCCAUUAAAAAUCAAUGAAUAAAAGAAUGUUACAAAAGAUCAA